This is a messenger RNA of Drosophila ficusphila, 4989 nucleotides long. RefSeq lists its product as uncharacterized. Gene Ontology annotation, cellular component: endosome membrane. The transcript has 10 exons. Bases 212 to 4291 code for a protein of 1359 amino acids. Gene Ontology annotation, molecular function: kinesin binding. Gene Ontology annotation, biological process: Golgi organization; lysosome localization; regulation of protein localization. Lineage: Eukaryota; Metazoa; Arthropoda; Insecta; Diptera; Drosophilidae. The record is from RefSeq and is a predicted model, not a curated record.
AUUGUUUCACUUGCCAAGGGUUCUUUUUUUUGGCAAUUUUAAAAUGCAAAAGUAAAGAAAUAUCUAUAAAUAAAAAACCGUAAAACUGGUAGAAACGAAAAACGAAACAACCGAGAUCAAAAGUAAAAUGGAAUCCUGGGAUAAAAUCGCAGGUGUCUAGGUGAAAUCAACUACGCAAAUAACUCUUGACAAGUGGAAAAUCGAAUCGAUCAUGGAAUCCCCACUGUAUCCGAAGGCCAACAACAAUAUGGGCAUGGACAAGAUGAGCUCCAGCCUGAACAGCAGCACAUUGGAAGACACCACGCCCAGCGAUUCGGGAGUUCAACUCCUGGACUCGGAGAACAGCGACGUGAUGGUGGAGUCCAUCUGCUCAUAUGAGGAGAACGUGCGACCCCUGCCCCUCGCCUCUGUGGAUCCCAACUCCAAUGUAACUGCAGCGCCUGAGGAGUCCAUGACUAUCAGCGAGUGCUCUACGUUCGACACCACCGAGAAGAUAGUCUACCGACGAAAGGUGCACAAAGCCUCUUCCGCCUCCAAAACCCCCAAGAAACGAGUGUCCUUUCACGAGGACAUACUGAAGAACACACGGACCGACAACAUUCACAUUGAGCAUGGCUUUAUAACCUACAAGAACGGAAGAAAAUUGGCCUUUGCCAACUCUGCGGGCGUGGCCGGUGCUCCGGGUCGCUAUUCUUGGUGUCCAGAUCGAGAGAGGCCAGAGGGACCCAACGAAAUCAGUGCAGCUGGCAUAGAGGAUGAUGGUGAAGAGGCAGCCGGAGGCGGAGGAGCCAGGCGAAAGAGGCACUUGGUCUACCGAAAUGCCUGUUCAGAUGUCCUGGACUACGACAACAUUUUUGAUACGGACGAAGCGCACGGCUUGCACUAUGACACCUCGGGAGUCUUCGAAUACGGACCUGCUAGCGAGAAAAAGGAUGAGCCACCGCGGCUCUACAAGUGUGUCUGCAGCAGCUCCAACUCCAGCCUGGACUCCGACGAGCAGGACAAGAACUCAAAUGCAAAUCGCAAGCAAUACGAGCAAGCUAAAAGCAGCUCUUGCGAUUGCAUUGGUAUGAGCAAUGCCAACAACAACUUAAUCGGUGAGAACUGUUACUAUUCUGAGCCCAAUAUUGGAGAUGCUGACAGUCCCAAGGUGAAGUCAGUUUGGAACAAGGAGAAAAAGCCCAAGUCGAGUUGCUUGAAGAAAACCAAACGACAGACGAACGUAAUACUCGAGCAGGAUCUCAAUGGGCGGGUGAAGAAGUUCAACGUGCACGACAUCAAGCACCAGUUGCUGGACAACAGUAGCAAGAUGAUCUUUGGCUCGCUGAAGAGUAUCUUCACCAUGCCUCUGCCAGAGCGUGGAGUGCCCGAGGGCUCCGAGGAUCUGCAAUCCGUGGUGGAGUGCGUUCCCGAGCUGGAGCAAACUCCUGAGCACAAAGCGCGGCCAGUGGCCGAGUCACCACCGCUCAAAGCUAAGCCGUUCCUCAGCAAGAGUCUGGAUGGCAGCAAACAGGCACAACCAGUCAAGAAAUUUGUACACAACGUGGACGAGCAACUGCGACAUAAGAACGAAGACGAUGGUGCCAGCUCCACGGAGGCAUCUCCGAUGGAAUCAAAACAGUCGCACAUGUUACACCGCCAAGAAGAGUUCGAUAAGGAAACAGUGCCAAUGGGCAGCGCACAGGGCGAGUUCCGCAGCAAGUUUAUAAUUAAUUGCGAGAGCACCGUCUUCGAGCACACUGGAGUGUCCUAUGAGACGGGUGAACCACAAUCGGAACUCUCCUCCGGCAUCCAGCACACCAGCGUAGCAAGUUUGCUGGAGCAAAAUACUCCUGUCGCGGAGCCGGCAGCUAGUCACAUCAAGAAGUCCUUCUUGGAUGCUCCCAUUGCCAAGACGUUCAGCAACUUCUUUCGCAGCUUCAAGGAGAGCACAAGUGCUGUGGGAACACCAGUUGAGAAGGACGAGCCGGCAGCCACAAAUAACCAUUUCGCUUCGAAACCUUCAAAGCCGCAGCAGCAAGCACCGCCCGCAGGCAAGCUUCAGCGGAAUUACUCCUCAUCCACCAUAUCGGAACCCAGUUCCAAUACCAACACUAGCAGCAACCAUCAGAUGGCAAUGAACCCACAGCUAAGCAAUGCGGAGCGACACUCGCGUCAUCUUCCUUCUCCGCUCAAGAAGCGCGGACAACCUCUGCAGCCACCGCGCUACUACGACCAACAACAUUCCCAUCAAAGCAGGAGUCUCCACAGUCCCAGCACCUACUUGUCAGCGGGACGCGGUGGACCAGGAGGCAGUGGACGCGAUUCAAAGAGCACCAUCCUUAGUGAGGAAUUUGACGACAUACUAACCAUCACAACCACGGAUACGACUAACGAUAAGCGUUCAAUGGACAGCGAUUUGGUCAUCGUAGAUUAUACAGAUGUGGACUAUGCUCAUUUGCUGAAGCCGCCUGCUCCGGCGGCCAAAACCUCGCUGAUAAAUCGAUUCCUUCGCAAUGUCACGCAGAAGAAAAUCAUGGAGACUUCCAUACGCAAGAAUAAUUUCUUCGCCGACAAAUUGCGAACCGAACAGAGGACCACGGGAUCCGAUCUCUAUGUAAAGGGUGCAAGGCCAAAGAACUACGAGUUGAUAGAUGACCUUAACGCAGAGAUCGCCAUGGAGAUUGAGAUGUGCGGCACGAAUUCGCCACGCCGGGAACUUGCCAUUAGUUUGGAUAACGAUUUGCCGGGCAGCUCGAAUUUUGAACUUGGCAUCGGAGAGAUCUCGAUUGAUGUUUUCAAAGGAAAAUCUUUGCUCAAUUUGCAGCAAUCAAAUGAGCAGCUUAUGAAGGUGUUUAAACUGUAUACAGGCUAUAGUGUUGAUGGUAUUAUGACACCUGUGCUUGUCCUACUAACUGAUAAAUCUCUGUAUGUUGCAAACUUGGAUCGAAAUAAUCUGUGUGCCAAGUUUGUGUUGGCCUACAAGGACUUGGAUGUCAUACUGAUGGGACCCUUCGGCAACACUGUUUUGCUAAGCAACAGCACUCGAGAUAUGCAGCAGGUCCUGCUCGCGGGUGGACCCUAUCCAGCCGGAUCCCUGGUGGCAAAUCUGGAGUUGUGUGCCAGACGCAGUGGCUCCACCCUGCCUGCAGUUGGUCAACUAACCCUAGAACAUUUGGCUCCACUUCAGGCUUUCGUCCGCGCCAACAGUUGUGUGGGCGUAGCUGAGCACUGGCUGUUCUAUGCAGUUGUAAAUGUGCCAGCUGGUGGCGCCAUGCGAGUCGAAUCGCCCAGCGAACUUUUGGGACCCACUAUUAAGGGAUUCCUCAUGCAUCGACGACUCAAGCAGAACACUAGCACAUCAGCUGCGGCAAGAAUAUACUGGCAACCAGGAUACUUUCUACUGAAAGCUGGUGUAUUGUACAUGUUCAACGACUCCACCCAAAGGCUCCCCAGCUGGGCCAUGGCCCUUGCCGAGUGCCAAGGCGCCCAGCGGACUGUAAAAUCGGAGCGCCCACACUGUUUCGAGAUUACGCUGAAGGGCGAAGUCUUGCAAAUGGCAGCACCAGACGAGUAUGUGGCCUCCGAAUGGCUCCAGGCCCUCCUGCAAUCUGCUAGUGGUCUUGUGGUUCAGGAAGAGAAGCACAAAACCCUCGGAUGCACUUUGAUUGUUACAGAAAACCAUUUGAUAACCUUGCGCGAAGACUUUUCGGCUCCUCUACGGCAAGUUAGCCAACAGACGGACAACAGUGCAGCUGUUCCGGAGAACAGAGAAGUCGUUCUCGAGGAGGAUAUGCUCAGUGUUUUUGAAACCAGCAGCUUGAUGGGCUCUACUAUAAGUACACCAACACGUGGCACUCAGCACUCGUACCCCUCGCUGAGCUCAACACCCACUAGGCAAAUCAACGAGCCUGCUGCUUUAAAGGAAGUUGCUUCUUCACCUGGAAAGUCGCAGCGAAUGACAAGUGUUUAUGGAAAGAACUCUGGUCUGGCGAUACUCACCUGUGCCGACAUAAAAGCGAUGACGGGCAUUAAGAUUACCUCGCGCAGCGAAACUUGGUGGUGCAUAUUGGAGUUCUCCUGUCAGGAGGCUCCACUAGAAAAUCUGGACGAUCUGGUGAUCUUUUUUGCGAGCAGCAUGGAAAUGCAACGUUUUCUGCGGUUGCUAGAGCAACUUUGGCAGUCUAAAAAUAACGAUCUAUUUCCAAUAACUAUACUAGACGACGGUGACUCUCUGGCCGAGCAGUGCAACCAGCUCUAUAUGGAUACCAAUAGGGCCUGGGAGCCUCUGCUAUCGGCGGCGCUGGGCUAAAGUGGCUAUAGCCACAUAUACUCCAUUUACAAAUAGAUAAUUAUAUUUCCAUAUAUCUCAAGCGUUAAAUAUUCUAUCCUGAAUACUCAAAAUAGCUAAAGAACAGAAAGUAUUGAUAUUUAUAUAGUCGGUAAUGUGUAUUAUGAUUUUGUAAUGCCUGCCUCCGCUUGACUCAUCCAUUCAUUUGCGCUUAGUAACAAUUCAUUUGAAUAAUUUUUUGUGAUAUUAACCUUAAAAUCAAUGAUCUUGGUAUAUAUUUUUUGUAGGUUAUUUAGUUUCUACUUGUUUUCUACAGUCAUUAUUUCUUACCUUUUAUAAAUACAUUGUGUACAAAUAUUGCACAGAAAAAUAAGGACAAAAUAUUAUACAUACAUACGUAAUCUAACUUAUAUAAAAAUUAAACAUGUAAUCCAUAAUGUUAUGUUUUGGGGGUGCUCUACUGGUCCAAGGAUCAUAUCCAUAUGGCAUACAAAUAACAAUAUAUGGCUAUUUAUAAAAUAAACAGAACAUAAACAUUUAUAAAUGUGUAUUAGGAAAGAUAUUUAUGUAAGGUGGGCUUAAUAUUUUUUUGCAAUGCUGUGCCUGUCUUUUUCAAUUAGCAUAGAUUAAAUUCCCCUCCCAACGCCCAACUUUUUGCCGUAAGCCUUUCAGCCCACUAACAGCUCAUGAUAAUUAAUAAAAUGAAUAAACGCCAUUAA